CCUUCCCACAGGUGGAGAUGGGGCCUUUUAAGCACACAGUGGACGACGGACUUGACGUGCGGAAGGCGGCCUUCGAGUGCAUGUACUCGCUGCUCGAGAGCUGCCUGGGCCAGCUGGACAUCUGUGAGUUCCUGAACCACGUGGAGGAUGGGCUGAAGGACCACUAUGACAUCCGGAUGCUGACCUUCAUCAUGCUCGCACGGCUGGCUACCCUGUGUCCUGCGCCCGUCCUGCAGAGGGUGGAUCGGCUCAUUGAGCCACUCAGGGCCACCUGCACCACCAAGGGUGAAGUGCUGCCAGACAUGAGUGUUCCAAGGGUCCAGAGGAGUGACCGGGCAGAUGGCCUCAUGGAAGCUGCAGGAGUGGGAAUAGAGCCUGGCAUGCCCAGGAAGCGCCCAGGAAUAACUUUUGAAUGAAAGCACUGAUUUGGACU
Molecule: messenger RNA, 433 nt
Organism: Choloepus didactylus (southern two-toed sloth)
Lineage: Eukaryota; Metazoa; Chordata; Mammalia; Pilosa; Megalonychidae
Product: cullin-associated NEDD8-dissociated protein 2-like
Exons: 3
Coding region: 18-416 (132 amino acids)
Biological process (GO): protein ubiquitination; SCF complex assembly
Cellular component (GO): nucleus
Source: RefSeq, a predicted model, not a curated record